This is a messenger RNA of Trichoplax adhaerens, 3192 nucleotides long. RefSeq lists its product as uncharacterized. NCBI's taxonomy places the organism in Eukaryota, Metazoa, Placozoa, Uniplacotomia, Trichoplacea, Trichoplacidae. Gene Ontology annotation, biological process: microtubule cytoskeleton organization. The transcript has 16 exons. Gene Ontology annotation, cellular component: cytoplasmic microtubule; cilium. The record is from RefSeq and is a predicted model, not a curated record. Bases 1 to 3192 code for a protein of 1063 amino acids. Gene Ontology annotation, molecular function: microtubule binding.
AUGGUUAAACCUCUGGCACCUAUUGGACAAAAGAGUCCUACCAAUUUAUUCAAGGAUUCCCACGAGGAUAGUAAAAGUGAUUCUGAUUUAUUGCAGCAUCAUUCAAGCCUUGAUAGCAGUGGAAAAAUUAAAGACAAAAACCUGUUGGAGAAACACUCAAAGUUAUCGUUAGGGCAUGAAAACAGAAAGAAAUCACCCACUACUAGUAUUCGUGCUAAGAAAUUAUUUAUUCAGGAUGGCGAAUCGUCAUUAGUGGAUAGAAAUGGACAAACAACAUCAAAUGAACUAUUCUAUCCAUCCUUACCUAGUAAUGAAUUGAGUGAAAUAACCGAUUCUACAGCUAAAGGCCUUAGUUUAUCUAGUACAUGGCCUAAAAUGACGAAUAAUGAAGAUAGUAAAGAUGAUGUAAAUCGUGUAAACUCUUUAGAUCGCGAAUCCAGUCAUGAGCAAGCAGAAGAUUCCUCACCAUUACCUAUGAAACCAAAGUUAGCUCGUUCUGCACAGCGGCGUAAAAAACAGCUAAAAAAAAUGCACUAUGAUACUAAUAGCCAAGAAUCUCUUAAAACAGGAAGUAAUGCGUUAGCAGGUAACGACACUCCUGCCAAGGAAUCCAAAUCAUCUGAUGUUAAUCGAGAUAUAGAUUCAAGAAGGUCCAAUGCAGAAUCAACUCGAAGCCAAACAGGAAAAUCAUCUAUAUCACAGGUUGUUGAUAGCGGUUUGGGGAGCUGGACAGGUGUACGAUCACAAAUAUCUCACGAUAGCGGCGAAUUAAGUGAUACUGGAUCAAAUUUGAGCUAUUUUACGAAUACUACUUCUAAUGAUAUUGCUUCUAAUGCAUCCUAUGGCGAACAAAAACUUUCACAAAAUCCCAGUAGCCUUUCCAAUCGCAGCGAUGAUAGUACAUCAAGGACCAGUUCUCCACCUGUUCCAGCUUUAGCUAAAAAACUAGCUAAUACUGAUUCCUAUCUUCAUUUUAUGGCCGAUUUUGGCAACUCUGAGGAUAAUUUACAAACCUAUCCUUCACCUAGUAAUAAAAAACUCAAUCCAAGAAGGAAACUACAAUUGCAUGAUGAAACAAUAACUCCAUCCCAUAAAAAUUCUAGCGAAGAUUAUCCAGAGUCCAUAUCGUUACAAGAUAAAGACGAUGUUAUGGUAGUGGGCCAUAAAAUGUUAAAUAAAUUAGGCGCAUCGUCUAGUGUUAUGGCCAAUUAUUCUGCUAAUGGCAGUGAUAGUAGGCGCAAUAGUGUCCAACAGGUCGAUAAAAACAUAACCGGUAACAUGCCGUCAGCGCUCGUUGGUAAACGCAUGAGAAAUUCGUCGCAAGAUGGCGAAAUGGAAUCACCAGCAGUCAGUACUACAUUAUCAAAGGUAACACAAGAACGUUUGAAAGCAAGAGAACAACCUCGUCUUGAGAAAGUAAGACAACGAAAAGCAGACCAACAUUCUUCUCGCUUAUCCGAUACACAAGCACCUAGUACGUUAGACGGCCACGCAGUAGGAGCUCGGACGUUAACAAAAAACGCAUCUAAUCAAGCCAACGAAUCAGCACCUUCCGACGAUACUAGCGGACGACAGAGAACAUCUGCUGUAUCACAUAGUUCUGCAGUCAAAGACGGCAAUACCGUUAUUCCGGUUGAAGAGUUAAAGCCUGUCAGCAAUCCAGAAGCGGCUUUGCGCGAUGCAUUAAAGAAUAUAGCAAAUCCAGAAUGGGAAACAAAACACAAAGGAAUUACACUUAUCCGAAGACUAUGCCAACAUCACAGUGGCGUAUUAACUCCACAACUUCAUAGUAUUCUUGUUCCUGUAGUCAGCGAGGUCAAGAAUUUACGUUCACAGAUUGUACGGAAUGCCUGUGUAUGCUUGAAAGAAUUGUUUAACGUUUUGGGCAAACAAAUGGAUCAGGAUCUUGAUCUCACCACUAAAACAUUAAUAUGUAAAGCUUCUGAUACCAACGUCUUUUUAUGGGAUGAUGCCGAGAAAGCAUUAAAAGCGAUGGUUGCUAAAGUAACGCCAACAAAAUGCGUUUUUACCCUUAUUAACGAAGGCUCUGGCCAUAAGAACGCAGUUAUUCGAAAAGCGACUGCAGCCUUAUUGGAGCCAGCAAUAGAGAGGUUAGGAGUUGGACGAUUACUAGGUGGGCCGAGAGAAAUUGCAGAAAAGGUAAUCCCUGUCAUUGAAAAGUUUACAAGUGAAGGCUCUUCGGAAACAAGGUAUUAUGCGAAGUCAAUCAUCUGUAAGUUAAUACCACAUCCAGAAUUUGAAAAACAUGUUAGGCGAGUAUUGCCAGAUUCUAAAGCCCGCCAUUUAAUGGAUAUUGCAGAAACUCUUAGUACGAAGGGAUUAGGCAGCAAGCCAACCGAUACUCCAUCAGCUAAGCAACGGCAAUCACAAGCUAGUGGAAGUGUCACAGAUGGUUCACGCUUAAGCAGAUUUGGUUCGGCCGGCAAUGAUGCACAAUCACCGGGAAAUUCAUCAGUAACUCGAACUAAACGCUCUCCAAAUCGAACAGCAAGACAGGAAUCGCAACUUGAUCUACCCGAUGGCAUGCUAGAUGAUUUAGUAUCCCAAAGUUGGACAGAUCGAUCAACCGCAAUUGAGCAACUUGUCAGUUAUGUCAAUACCUGUAAUAUAUCUUCCUUUGCGUCACACAUUGUAAAGGUCUUUGAUAAGUUUACUCCGCGAUUAACAGACUCAAUGAGCAAGGUUAAUAUUAAAGCACUAGGAGCACUUCAAGCAAUGAUUCCUCGCCUUCGUGAGCAUUUAGGCCCAGUUAUGAAUUCUGUGGUGCCAGCGUUAGCCAGUAAUUUAGCUUCAAAGAAAAAGAGUAUUCAUGAUGCUGCCUUACAGACACUUCAUGCUCUAGUAACACAUUUAGAUAAUACAAUACUUAUACCAUCCUUUGCUAAUGCCUCUUUGCAAAGUAGUAUAAGAAGUAAACCUGAAAUGAUUGAAAAAUUAUCAGAAUUAGUCAAGACAGCGUAUGAUCGAAAGCCUCAACUUGUUACUCAUCAUGUCUUACCGGUUAUUUGGGAUUUGUUGGGUGGAUCAAGUGCAAGCGCAAGUAUGCGGUCUGCUGUUAAUAAGUUAUGCUCUACGGCCUAUUCAUGUAUGGGCAAUACCUUGUUGGAAACAGCUAAAAGUCAAUCGUUGAAAUUAUAUCAUGCAAUAAAGGAAUUAUUGGGAAUAUCUUAG